Messenger RNA from Drosophila willistoni, 898 nucleotides. RefSeq names its product synaptobrevin (gene Syb). The transcript has 4 exons. Gene Ontology annotation, cellular component: plasma membrane; SNARE complex. The coding region runs from base 144 to 599 and encodes 151 amino acids. Gene Ontology annotation, molecular function: syntaxin binding; SNAP receptor activity. NCBI's taxonomy places the organism in Eukaryota, Metazoa, Arthropoda, Insecta, Diptera, Drosophilidae. Gene Ontology annotation, biological process: vesicle fusion; vesicle-mediated transport. The record is from RefSeq and is a predicted model, not a curated record.
GUGUGUGUGAUUAAAAUUGUUGCUUUUGUAGUUUGAUCGCAGCAAUCGGCACAAAGCAAAAGAAAAAGAACACAAAAAAAAAAUAUUGCCAAAAAUAUAAAACUAACAUCCAAAAACGCACAACAACAGUGACAAGAAUAACGAUGGAGAACAACGAGUCCCCUGCCCCCUCCGGUUCCAAUGCCAAUGAUUUUCCCAUACUUCCGCCGCCGCCCAAUGACAACAACAACUACAACAACAACUAUAACAUCAAUCCCAGCAAUAACAAUGCAUCCCAAAAGCGUCUACAACAAACGCAGGCCAAAGUCGAUGAAGUUGUUGGCAUAAUGCGUGUAAAUGUGGAAAAAGUAUUGGAACGCGAUCAGAAGCUAUCAGAAUUGGGUGAACGUGCCGAUCAAUUGGAACAGGGUGCCUCACAAUUCGAACAGCAGGCUGGCAAAUUGAAACGUAAACAAUGGUGGGCCAAUAUGAAAAUGAUGAUCAUUCUGGGAGUGAUUGCCGUUGUGCUGCUCAUUAUAAUCUUAGUAUCAAUUUUGCCAUCUAGUAGCAGCAGCAGCAGCGAUAAUCGUGUAGCCGCUGUCACUGAGAAGCCCCAAUAAAAAAAUCACAUCCAAAAUAAGCCCAGCACAAAUGGAUCGUUGGAGGAGAAUUAUAUUGCAAAGAAAAUCCCAUUUAACCCAAAAAGUAAACUAAAAUGCCUUUAUGUAUUUGGCCUUAUGCGUGUAAAACUAAAAAAGAAAACUGUGUCUAAACAAAAAAAACGUAUAUUUUGAUAAACUAAAAUGUAAUAAUUAAACAAAAAGGAAAACAACUAAUGUUAAAGUUUACAAUUGUUUUGUAAUAAGGAAAAAGCAAACAAACGCACAGCAAAAAUAUUUAUAUACACAUACACACACAC